Messenger RNA from Galeopterus variegatus (Sunda flying lemur), 1125 nucleotides. It is a transcript of the gene SERPINA1, whose product is annotated as serpin peptidase inhibitor, clade A (alpha-1 antiproteinase, antitrypsin), member 1. The transcript is spliced from 4 exons. Gene Ontology annotation, molecular function: serine-type endopeptidase inhibitor activity. The record is from RefSeq and is a predicted model, not a curated record. Gene Ontology annotation, biological process: negative regulation of endopeptidase activity. NCBI's taxonomy places the organism in Eukaryota, Metazoa, Chordata, Mammalia, Dermoptera, Cynocephalidae. The coding region runs from base 1 to 1125 and encodes 374 amino acids.
AUGGCGCACCCCAUUCUGUCCCUCUGGCUGCUGGUGUCCGGGCUGGGUCUUCAUGCCUGUGGCCAAGGGGCUCCUGACCAGGAAAAUCAUCCAACUGCAGUGACCCCGCCAGCCUCCUCGACGUUCCUGAACAAUUCCCACUUUGCCUUCCGCCUGUACCGACAUAUGGUAGCCCCAAAUCCAAGCAGGAACGUUCUCUUCUCCCCACUGAGCUUCACCAUCCCCCUCACUCUGCUGGCCCUCAAGGCCAACGCAGACGUCCACACCCAGGUUCUGCAGGGUCUGGGGUUUAGCCCCACCAGGGUCCCAGACAACCAGGCCCACGUGCACUACAGUCAGCUUCUCCGUGGCCUCCUGCCGCCCGCUGGGGAGUGCCGCACAGACACGGGCAGCAUACUGUUUGUGGGCCAGAAGCAAAUAGUGCUACCGAAGUUCGCUGAUCUCGCCCAGAAUCUGUACCUCACAGAGGUCUCCUUCGCCUGCUUCAAGAACUUCCAGAUGGCCAGAGAUCAGAUGGACCACUUCACGAGGAAGAAAACCCACGGCAAAAUUGGAACACUUGUCCAGGAUCUGAAAGCAGACACUGUCUUAAUUCUAGCCAAUUAUAUGUUCUUUAAAGGGAAAUGGAAAUAUCGCUUUGACCCAAAGCUCACUGAGCUCAGACCCUUCUCAUUGAGCCAGGAGCUCACGAUCCUGGUGCCCACGAUGCUGUGGCUGGGCUGGUUCCAGCUCCAGCGUUUCUACCACCUGCACAGCUACGCCCUCUGGCUGCCCUUCAUCUGCAACAGCACUGCAGUCUUUAUUCUUCCUGACAUGGGGAAGGUCAGGGAGACAGAAGAGGGACUCAUGAAUGAGAAUUUUGACACAUGGACUCAGCCCUUCCCGCUAAGGCAUCUCAGAUCUAUUCAGUCGCCACGCAGGCAUCUCGGGAAUUUCUCUACAAAUCAUGCCCAUGAAGGUCUCCCAGGAGCAGAAGAGGAAGAUGUCACCAACCUCUGGUCCUUUCCCAUGUCCCUCAUCCCCGCCAUCCAUUUCAACAGGCCCUUCCUACUAUUAGUUUUUGAGGAAAGCAGCCACAACCUUCUCUUCAUGGGGAAAGUGAUGAAUCCCAAUGCAAAAUCAUAG